UUCACCAAAUAUUGCUGACUUCUUUCACAAAGCAAUGAAAAUGAAAAACAAAUCAAAUUUACUAUCAAUUAAGAAAAGUAAUAUUUCGCUAUAUGUUACAAUUGAAAUGUUGCAUCCCACUAUUUAAGUCGCUCAAAAUGGUGUAAAAAGUUAUUUUGCUGCAAUUUUACCAAAUUACUUCACUGUUACACCAAGGUAUGGCAGCUUUGUUCUAAUCCAACUGACUAGCUGAACAUCAAACGAGUUCUUCCGGUGUUGUUGCUACUCCUGCAGCGACCCUUAACUGUUGGCUAGGGAGGUAUGUUUUGCCCCUUUGUUGCGACCUCUGGUGAUGAAUAACCGACACCACAUAGUGCUUCCCAUGUGAUGCCGCAGCCCUGCCUCAUUUGCUCUCCUUAUACUAUGUUCACACUACCAGUUAAAACGUGUUUUAAGUCUGAUUUCGUGUUUUAAGAGAAAUAACAUGUUUUCCCAUCGCGUUAUUUCAUAUAGCGAAACGUCAUUUUAAAACCUGUUUUUUCUAAAUAACACGUCUCGAGGUAAUAUAUUUGUGAAUCGAGCACAACCCUGCGAGCUUUUACUGUCAGUUUGUGACAUCGUCAAAUGACAAUUCCAUGACAAUUGUAUACAUUUCGUUGCGAUGACAAAUGUGUACACUUCGUUGCGGUGGCAAUUGUAUACACUUCAUUCUUCAUAAUUUUGUUUUGGUGGCUGGUGCACGUGAUUUGCUUCGAAAAUAAUGGAGCCUGAACGCAGUUCAAAGAAAACGAAGAAAAAUCGAUGGAGCGCUGCUUGCAUUGAUUUGCUGGUAGAGCUGUGGGCCGACAAAAUUGCGGAUUUGCGAGGAAAUCGUAAAAACAACCACGUCUACCAGGAAAUUAGACAUGAGCUGGACAAAAGGGGUUUUACCGUAGGAACGGACGAAAUUAAAGUGAGAAUUCACAACCUCACAUCAAAAUACAAGAAAGAGAAAGCUCUAAUCGGUCCCUCCGGAGGAUCACCGUCGACCUGGCCGUUUUAUGCCAAAAUCCACAGCUUUUUGGGUACAUUCCCAAUAACCAACGUGUCUCAACGAGUUGAAGAAAGCUUCUCUGAAUUAUUGCCAGAUGCUGAGAUAAUUGCAGAAUAUGUAGAAGAAACCGUUGAUUCCGAUCUAUCCUACGCAGGACCGUCGCUGGAUUCUGAAAUGCCGUUGAGACCUGGAAAGAAGGAGAAGAAAAAUAUAUUUCAGAACGAGCUUUUAAAACGAUGGGAUAAAAUGGAGGAAGCAUCUAGAGAACAGAACGAAUAUUUGAGAGAGACAGAUCAAAAGUUGUUUGAGUUGGAGUCGCAACGAACCGCUCUACUCGAAAGAUUUGUUCAAAAUUCAGCUGAAAUGAAAGACGCUUUCAUUUCCUUCCUAGGCUCCAGAAAUUAGUUAUUCUAAACAAAUAUGAAUAAACAUUAAUACUUACUGAAGAAGCUGGCUGUUCAGGAUAUAUACGACCCUUUUCACUUCUUAGCUGUUCUAUAAUCCACUUUGAAUUAAGAUGAUCGUCGUUUACAUUGAGGAAGUUAUGAAGUACACAGC
This is a messenger RNA of Topomyia yanbarensis, 1570 nucleotides long. RefSeq lists its product as uncharacterized. Lineage: Eukaryota; Metazoa; Arthropoda; Insecta; Diptera; Culicidae. The transcript is spliced from 4 exons. The record is from RefSeq and is a predicted model, not a curated record. Gene Ontology annotation, biological process: positive regulation of DNA-templated transcription. Gene Ontology annotation, cellular component: nuclear body. The coding region runs from base 740 to 1417 and encodes 225 amino acids.